Molecule: messenger RNA, 1830 nt
Organism: Bombyx mori (domestic silkworm)
Lineage: Eukaryota; Metazoa; Arthropoda; Insecta; Lepidoptera; Bombycidae
Gene: Agpat1
Product: 1-acyl-sn-glycerol-3-phosphate acyltransferase alpha
Exons: 5
Coding region: 267-1118 (283 amino acids)
Biological process (GO): phosphatidic acid biosynthetic process
Cellular component (GO): endoplasmic reticulum; membrane
Molecular function (GO): 1-acylglycerol-3-phosphate O-acyltransferase activity
Source: RefSeq, a predicted model, not a curated record
UUUUUAACAUCUCCUUUAUUCGUGAUCAUGGAGUUUGCAACGACGACAAAAUAUCAGAACCACAAUAAAAGUGAAAAUCGGGAUUAUAACUCGUUAAAUAGUGUUUAUAAUUUGUUAAAUUAAAAAUAAUGCACUGCAUUCGAUGAUAAGCUUCCUUCGCUUAAAGUUUCAUUUAGAUUGGCCGUAGACAAGUGUUUCCCGAUAAGUCCUACGGAUUGUUUAAUCGCUGACUUGGUCUCUGGUAUUAUCGAUUUAAUUUUGUAGUUAUGGCUUCCUCCUAUUCAUAUCCUGAAUUAUUUUUGGCGGGUUUCAUAUUUAUUUUGCCAUUUUUAUACGAAAAAAGUAAUGUGUUUCGAUAUUACUUGAAGUUUUUUCUGUAUUAUGCGUAUGUUUUAAUAACAUGUACAGUUUUGUUACCAGUGGUACUUGUAUAUCCACGCGAUGUUACAAAUUUAAUGUACGCAAUUGAUUAUUUUCAUAAUGUUGCAUCCAGAUUUUGUCGAUAUGCAUCACAUAUAGUUGGAAUUGAAUGGGAGCUACGCGGAAUGGAGCAUUGGAAUAAUGACGAAUGUUACAUAGUAAUUUCAAAUCAUCAAAGCUCUCUAGAUAUAUUAGGUAUGUUUGAGAUGUGGCCAGUAAUGAAAAGAUGUACUGUGGUAGCAAAGCGACCAUUAAUGUUCACUGGUGCAUUUGGUUUUGGUGCAUGGCUAUCUGGACUUGUGUUUAUUGAUCGACUUAAAACCGAUAGAGCCCGAAAAUUGAUGAAAGAAGCUACAGAAAGAGUCAUUAAACAGAAGACAAAAUUGUGGAUAUUUCCAGAAGGAGCCCGAUAUAACAAAGGCAGUAUACAGAGCUUCAAAAAGGGAGCAUUUUAUUUAGCUAUUGAUGCUCAAAUUCCAAUAAUGCCCGUGGUUUUCAGUCAAUAUUAUUUUUUGGAUAGCGAAACCAAAACAUUUGAGCCAGGAAAAGUCGUAAUCACAACAUUGCCACCCAUAUCUACGAAAGGAAUGACUCGUAACGACUUGGACGCAUUAUCGGAAAUGGCUCGUCAACAAAUGUUAGAUGUGUUUCAUGAAGCUUCCAAAGAUCUCGUCAUGCAAAUCAAAAUUGCUGUUUAGGUGCAACGUUGCCACUUGCUCACUCGUCAUGCCAGUCGCUGUUAAAACAUAAGAUAUUAAACGAAUCUAGGCACCGAACUCUUCGUUACCACAGACAAAACAUGAGGUGGCUUUUAUUUCUUGUUUGCAAAGUUGAAAUACUGGAGAAAAGAACACGAAUAAGGACGAAUAUUAUUAGCUUAUGUUAAUUUUUCGUGAAAGAAAUAAUGAAAAACUGAGUAAAUAACAAACUGUGUUUUUGUGCUGUGUCACCUUGAUUUCUUCCCGAACAGGUGCACGAAUAUUCGAACAAUCAUUACCUACAUCUUAAACCUAUGACCAACACCUCGGCAAACCGAGUCUGUCUCCAAGCAUCAGCAUGUAAUAUUAUUUCAUGCUCCCAAUCAGUGUCCGCGAGGACCACAAUGCUAAAGGCUCACAAGAUGUCUAAUAUGAUAGACGGCAAUCAAAAACCAUUAUCGUGCUAUGUUCAUUUCUAAAUAAGCUUUGACACAUAAGUUCUAUACUUACGUUGUUUAUCAUACUGUCAAUGAUGGGUAUCAUUUUUUUUCUUGCAGUAAAAAGAGUAGACGGACAAAAAUAUCUGACAGAUAUUGUCUAAUUGUUGUAUAAGCCUGGCUACCAAGAGAAUUUAUUCACUACGUUUAGCAAUAAUAAUCUACAUUGAAUACAAUUAAUAUUUUGUUGAACAAUAAAAAAUAAGAAUUAUUAA